This is a messenger RNA of Emiliania huxleyi CCMP1516, 429 nucleotides long. RefSeq lists its product as hypothetical. The transcript has 5 exons. Bases 1 to 429 code for a protein of 142 amino acids. Lineage: Eukaryota; Haptophyta; Isochrysidales; Noelaerhabdaceae. The record is from RefSeq and is a predicted model, not a curated record.
AUGAGUAGAACUAGAUUAGCCAAUGUUAUUUUGAAGUUCAUAUAUGAAAAUACCAACUUGCCUAUGUGCACGUCUCCGCGGCAGCGGCCCGGAGGCGGCCCGGCGGAGCGGGCUGCCCUAUUCCGCUCGCCCGGCUACGACGCUGAGCUUCGAAGGAAAAGAAUCUGGGCCCUCUUGGCGCUCGCUCUCGCGCUCUCCAUAACGGCUUUGCCCCCUCCCUCCCGCGCCGACGUUGGGCAGCCCGACCACGACAACGCCAGUGCCGCCGGCCUGCAGCUCGAGGCGCCGUUGAAUGAGCACGAGAGCCGGUGCACGACGGCGGCGCGGUUCCCGCACCAGCCUGCGGACCAGCGCAGUUCAGUGGCAGUGUGCAACCAGGACCAGUGUCACUUGUAUUACGACGCUGCCACGCUCGCAAGGGCCGCCUAA